AUGAGCACGCCGACGUCGGUCCAGAAGACCACCAUGUCGGUGCGUCCGUCCUCCAGCCAGAGGGUCUCGGUCAGCUGGGAUGAGCCCGAAAACAGCGUGAGCCACCGGGCUGCCCGUCUGCAGUUUGAAGUUGCCGAAUGUGUCGAGACCAAGACCGUCACCACCACCACGACAACGAAGCGAUCCUAUCCGCCCUUCUUUGUCAAAGAACCCAGGUCUCUCCAGUCAUUAGAUACCAAGGAGUACCCCCUUGCCGCGAGACCGACACCGCCGGAACUCUCCAAUUUUACUGUCGAUCUUGGUGACCUCGAUAUCGAGCCUAGUUGGUUUGAUAGCUCUUUCGAGGACGAACGGUCGAUUGAAGAGAGCGUGGCUGAAAAGACCCUCGAUUUCGCCGAUGCACCGGCUCGUUCUGGCCUCGACACACCGAUGGCCGACCCUUCCUCGCAACACGAAAAGCGCGUGCCUACCGAUUCCUCAACCCGCAAGUCGAGCCGUCUGAGCCUCCGGACCACCACCUCCCCGAGCCUGGCCGCCAGCAAACGAUCUACCCGUGCCAGCAGUCUUGCACACUCCCGUGCCGUCUCGGAUAAGCUCCGUCGGGCGGUUGCCAGGAGAGAUGUUGACCGGACUGGUAGAUGUGCACCGGAUUCCUAUCUGGCCACGCCAGACACCACAGAGACUGUACCAGUCCUGGAACGGCCAUCCAGGCUGAGGUCGCUGCCGCUCGAUAGAAAUGUGAAUACGGCGGCUUCUUCCGCCAGCCAAGCCAACUCUGCUUACGAGGCAGCGAGCCCUGCCGGGAGCGAUACGCAUACCAUCUUUAGCAGCGCGGUGGCCACCCCUCCUAUCACGGAUGCUGACGCCGAACCUUUCGCCGAGCCGGAAGAUUCCCUCCCGAAUGCAGGCCUUGGCCCCAGUCAGACCCGGCCUACCAUCAACACGGUCGCUGCCCAGGAUGCCACCCUCCCUAGUCCCCGACUGUCGCCCACGUUGGCCGCCGCUCAACUGCAACCCUUCCAGCAGGCUGAGGAAGAGGACGAAGAGGACGAGGCUGACGAGUCGACAUACUCUCACGGCCUUGAUCACCGCCACCACCAGCAGUACCUAGACGAGUCGCAAUCGACGGUAGAGGCCGAGUCUAUGGAACUCAUCCUCCCCGAAGAUCGUUUCCGGCCCCGACGGACGCAGACACAGCCCACGAGCAUCUUGAACACGCGGGCCAUGCUGGAGAGCUUCGAUGCCAUGCCGAACGAGGUCAAGACUUUUCUCAUGUACCAGAUGCUCCGGAGAUGUCCCCGAAAGACGCUGCACAUGGUGGCUGAUGUCGUCAACCCGGCUCUCAAGUGCGACUUCCUCAAGCAGCUUCCCACGGAGCUGAGUCUCCACGUGCUCUCUUAUUUUGACCACCGCGAUCUCUGUCGAGCUGCUCAGGUCUCAAAACAUUGGCGUAAUAUCGUCGAUAGUAACGAGACUGGCUGGAAAGAACUGUUCGAUCGAGAUGGCUUCGAGCUCUCUCCUGGCGAGCUCCAGCGAGCCAUUACCCAGGGCUGGGGCUGGCAGGACCCCGAUGGACCAGAGGGGUGUGAGAUAGAUCUCAGCAUGCAUAACCGCCUGACAUCGACCGAAUCGGAGCUCAUCCGGUCUUCUAAGACCGAGGUUGCCAGCAAGCAGCGAUCGUCCAAGCGUAAGCGCGGAUUCAACCAGUUCUCCAAUUCCGAGCGAUCCAAGCGACGCACCAGCACUCAAGAACAACCAAAGGAUGACAAGCCGUUCGGCGUCAUGAAGAUGCACAAGUCAGAGGGACCCAUCUCGGCAGCCAGCGCCGCUGCCAUCGCCGUGCCCGAUCCUCCCAUCGGCCUCCCCAGUCUGAGAAAGCUUCACCUGUUCAAAUCGCUUUACCGGCGCCACUACAUGAUCCGACAGAGCUGGACCAGCGGCAAGGUCAAGCCCAGUCAUGUCGCCUUCGCGGCCCACCCUCGCCAUGUCAUUACUUGCCUACAGUUUGACGAAGACAAGAUCAUCACCGGAUCUGACGACACCUUGAUUCACGUCUAUGACACCAAGACGGGCAAGCUCCGCAGGAGACUUGAAGGCCACGAGGGCGGCGUCUGGGCACUGCAGUAUGAAGGAAAUGUGCUGGUCUCCGGCAGUACCGAUCGCUCUGUUCGUGUCUGGGAUAUCGAGAAGGGACUCUGCACUCAGGUCUUUUACGGACAUACCUCGACCGUGCGAUGCUUGCAGAUUCUGAUGCCGACUGAUACGGGCAAAGUCAAGGACGGAAAGCCGGUCAUGAUGCCACCAAAGCCCUUGAUCAUCACCGGAUCCCGCGAUAGCCAGCUGCGCGUCUGGCGCCUACCUGAGGCGGGCUCGAGGCGAUACAUCCAGACCGGUAUCCCGGCACAAGAGUCUGACUGCCCCUACUUCAUUCGGAUUCUGGCCGGACACACCCACUCGGUCCGUGCCAUUGCGGCACACGGCGAUACGCUGGUCUCUGGCAGCUACGACAGCACCGUGCGCGUCUGGCGCAUCAGUACUGGCGAAGCUCUCCAUGUUCUGCAUGGCCAUAGCCAGAAGGUCUACAGCGUCGUCCUCGACCACAAGCGAAACCGUUGUAUCUCUGGUUCUAUGGAUUCGCUCGUCAAGAUCUGGGAUCUCGACACCGGCGCUUGUCUGCAUACACUCGAGGGCCAUUCCCUCCUGGUUGGUCUUCUUGAUCUGCGCGAUGAGCGGCUGGUCUCUGCGGCUGCUGACAGCACCUUGCGGAUCUGGGAUCCGGAGACUGGCAAGUGCAAGAGUACACUGAUGGCUCACACCGGCGCCAUCACCUGCUUCCAGCACGACGGGCGCAAGGUCAUCUCUGGCAGCGAGAAGACGGUCAAGAUGUGGGAUAUCCAUACCGGAGAAUGCAUCCAAGACCUCUUGACCGAUCUGAGUGGGGUUUGGCAAGUCAAGUUUGACGGCAGGCGCUGUGUCGCUGCCGUUCAGCGAGACAGCCUUACCUACGUAGAGAUUCUCGACUUUGGCGCUGUGCGCGAUGGCAAACCACCAGAGGAACUCGGCAAGCGUAUCCUUCUCAACGCCCCUGAGGUGCAGGCUCUUAUGGAGGAGGACCUGUGA
This is a messenger RNA of Thyridium curvatum, 3120 nucleotides long. RefSeq lists its product as uncharacterized. The transcript has 3 exons. Gene Ontology annotation, molecular function: protein binding. The record is from RefSeq and is a predicted model, not a curated record. NCBI's taxonomy places the organism in Eukaryota, Fungi, Ascomycota, Sordariomycetes, Thyridiales, Thyridiaceae. Bases 1 to 3120 code for a protein of 1039 amino acids.